GAUGAAAUUAGGGUUACCCUCUCCUUGUAAACACCGUCACCGAUUCUUAAAAGAAAAAAAACGUAAAAAGGCGACGGACAUUCCAACCUUGAACACGUCAGGAUCUUCAAAAAACCCUAAAUAUCCUCUUCUUAAAACCUCUCUCUCGCAGAUCUAGAGUCUUCAAGCUUAUCAUCAAUGGCCUCCAUCACCAUCGACUCACUUCCAUCUUCUCAGAUCGUCGCAAGAAGCCAGAUCUUUCCAUCAAAGAACCAUAUUUCCCCUGCAAUUUCGCUUCCUUCUAACAAAUUCUCCAAUUUCAAAAAAUGUAAUGUCAGGAUCAGAGCUCAGUCCUCUGCUGUCCCGACUGAUCUGAAGGCUGUGGGGAUUCUGCCACCUUUUGAAUUCGACGUGGUCUCGGAAGCAGAGUUGAAGAAGAAGGGGUUUCUGGGGCUGAGGAAGACUAAGCUCGUCUGUACGGUGGGCCCUGCCUGCAGUUCUUUGGAGGAGUUGGAAGCGCUGGCAACGGGAGGGAUGAACGUUGCGAGGCUCAACAUGUGUCAUAACACGAGAGAGUGGCAUAAGGAUGUGAUCCGGAACAUCAAGAGGUUGAAUGAGGAAAAUGGGUUUUGCAUUUCGCUGAUGAUUGAUACGGAAGGGAGUCAGAUGCAUAUGGUCGAUUUGGGGGAUGCUUCGUCUGUUAAAUCUGAGGAUGGGUCUAUGUGGUUAUUUACAACUCAAAAGUUUGAGGGCCGUCGUCCAUUUACGGUUCAAGCAAACUACGAAGGAUUUGCUGAAGGUAUUGCAGUGGGAGAUGAACUUGUUAUUGAUGGUGGAAUGGCUAGCUUUGAAGUUGUUGAAAAAAUCGGUAAUGAUUUGAGUUGCAGGUGCACAGACCCUGGUCUACUUCUGCCUCGAGCAAAAUUGACCUUUUGGAGGGAUGGGAAGCUUGUUGGGAAGAAUUUCGGGCUCCCAACCCUAUCAACAAAGGAUUGGGCUGAUAUCGACUUUGGAAUAUCAGAGGGUGUUGAUUUUAUUGCUGUGUCACUUGUUAAGGAUGCUAAUGAUAUUAAGGACCUAAAGAACUAUCUGUCCACAAGAUCAUCUGAGUCUAUCAGAGUUUUGGCAAAGAUUGAAAGCUUGGAGUCUCUUGAGAAUUUGGUAGACAUUAUAGAGGCUUCUGAUGGCGUCAUGGUGGCACGCGGUGAUCUUGGAGUGCAAAUUCCACUCGAACAAAUCCCUGCUGUGCAAGAGCAAAUAACACAUAUCUGUAGGCAAUUGAACAAGCCAGUGAUUGUGGCUUCUCAGCUUCUUGAGUCAAUGGUUGAAUAUCCAACCCCAACUCGUGCUGAGGUUGCAGAUGUUUCUGAGGCUGUUCGCCAGUACGCUGAUGCUUUGAUGCUAUCGGGUGAGUCCGCGAUUGGAUCAUAUGCAGAGAAGGCUCUUUCUGUCUUGCGCAUGGCUAGUGGACGGAUGGAGCUUUGGAGUCGUGAGGAAAACCGGCAAAGUCUUCUCUCUCAGCGUCAACUUGCAGUGUCAUUGUCUGAACGGAUAGCUGAGCAGAUUUGUGACAGCGCCGUUGAAAUGGCUAACAACCUUGGCGUCGAUGCCAUUUUUGUGUACACAACGCAUGGAAAAAUGGCGUCACUUCUGUCGCGCAACCGUCCAAAUCCUCCCAUAUUUGCAUUCACCAACACAAGCAGCACUAGAAAGGGUCUGAACUUGCAGUGGGGGGUUAUUCCCUUGGGAGUUGAGUUAUCAAAUGACAUGGAAGAUAACAUCGAGAAGACCUUUGACCUCAUAAAGGCGAGAGGGAUGGUGAAUACCGGGGAUGUCGUUUUGGUGGUCUCAGAUAUGACCACCUCUUCACAUGAAACCCCUUCUGCUUUCCAAUCAAUUCAGGUGCGGACCAUCGUCUAAUUUCACCGUGUACUUGAUGUAUCCAUGUUCAAGAUUUUGAUUCUAGCAUUAGAGCAGUGCCCAAGCUGUAUGGGUACGGUGUCUAGGCUAUUUGCUAGGGUGAGAUGGACUUGUGUUUGAUUUUUGUCAUGAAAUCUCCACAGAGCAGUUUGAUCU
This is a messenger RNA of Magnolia sinica, 2055 nucleotides long. Its product is annotated as pyruvate kinase isozyme A, chloroplastic-like. Gene Ontology annotation, cellular component: cytoplasm. The record is from RefSeq and is a predicted model, not a curated record. Gene Ontology annotation, molecular function: pyruvate kinase activity; potassium ion binding; magnesium ion binding. Gene Ontology annotation, biological process: glycolytic process. The transcript has 7 exons. The coding region runs from base 178 to 1899 and encodes 573 amino acids. NCBI's taxonomy places the organism in Eukaryota, Viridiplantae, Streptophyta, Magnoliopsida, Magnoliales, Magnoliaceae.